CACCGCGAUAUCACAGCAGCACAACUCUUUUCCAAACACUCAUCUGUUCAUCUUGAAAGAAAAAGAAAAAGAAACGCCAAAAUGAAGGCUGUUCUGCCUAUCGUCCUCGCGCUAUUCGGUGCCGCCAUCGCUGCGCCGGUUCAGCCAGAGAGCGCCGACAGCAAGCGCUCCGAGGCUCAGAGCCCCGAUAUCUUGUACAACAACCAGGCCGGCUGGGGCAAGCGAUCUGAGGCCCAGAGCCCCGACGUCCUUUACAACAACCAGGCCGGUUGGGGCAAGCGUUCCGAGGCCCAGAGCCCCGAUAUCCUCUACAACAACCAAGCCGGCUGGGGGAAGCGCUCCGAGAAGCGCUCCGAGGCGCAGAGCCCUGACGUUCUGUACAACAACCAGGCUGGCUGGGGGAAGAAGCGUUCCGAGGCCCAGAGCCCGGACGUCCUCUACAACAACCAGGCCGGUUGGGGGAAGCGCUCUGAGGCUCAGAGCCCUGAUAUUCUUUACAACAACCAGGCUGGGUGGGGGAAGAAGCGUUCCGAUGCUUGAAAGCCGCGAUUCACUACAUGGCGCUGCUGAGUGACAGGAAAUGAUGUACGAGCUUAGAUCAUCACUACCAUGAAACGCGUGGUGGCGAGCCGAAACUUAGUCUUUGCGAAUACAACUCGAGAAAACCCAAG
Messenger RNA from Purpureocillium takamizusanense, 671 nucleotides. RefSeq lists its product as uncharacterized. The coding region runs from base 82 to 540 and encodes 152 amino acids. The transcript has a single exon. The record is from RefSeq and is a predicted model, not a curated record. NCBI's taxonomy places the organism in Eukaryota, Fungi, Ascomycota, Sordariomycetes, Hypocreales, Ophiocordycipitaceae.